Molecule: messenger RNA, 3922 nt
Organism: Fusarium odoratissimum NRRL 54006
Lineage: Eukaryota; Fungi; Ascomycota; Sordariomycetes; Hypocreales; Nectriaceae
Exons: 2
Coding region: 1912-3480 (522 amino acids)
Source: RefSeq, a predicted model, not a curated record
ACUAACUUCAGCCACAGAAGUCGUUGGCCAAGUGUGGCUCAGCAUUGAUUGGGCUUGACCUUAACUUUCAGAUUCAUGCUCUCUUUCAUCCCCGUGACCAACGCAAGAGGGAACAUCCUGGCAGGCUGGCAGCACAAGAUCGACAGCCCAGCAUAACCCUUCACAUCUCGUCUCGUACGGAAACGCAUCCCCGCAUGCCGGACCAGCCAUCUUCUUUUCUUCUUCUCCCAGGUUCUCCUGCUUCUAGUUCCUCCCUAAUUGUCGGUAUCGAGACUAGAUACUACCUACGUAGGCGGGCAGGUCAACGUCGCCCUGUCAAUAUUUGAUAGGGUGCCAGACAAACCACAUGUGUGAUGCGAAUUGGCGCGCGCUGAGCCUUAGCGGGCCUCGAGAGGGAACGAAAAAAACAGGGAUGUGCCCUGUUGGGAUUCUAUGCACAGGCGCCUGACGAAGGAGGUGGGCUCUUGGACCAAUCGGCAGAGACUCCAGGUGAUGGAGGUGAGACGAUAUGGGCGUCAACUUGCGAGAGAACUGGUAUGAGAGGAUGGGACUGUGAUUUCGGUAUCGUGUUGGAGAUUCAGGUUUGAGUCUACAGUACAGUAACGCGAUAUGUACCGAGGAAGAGAGCUUUUGUGAGGAUGCAGCGUUCAUCAUACCGUAGUGUUCAAAGAUGGACGGAUGAUUGAGUCAAUAUCUUGAUCACAUCUUUCAAUCUCCAUCUGCAAUGCGAUGCGGGAUCCAACUGCAACACGACCUCAUCAUCGUGCAGCUUGUCACACUCUGGGCCUAUUCGCUUACAGCUACUGUGCCUGAGAAUCACUAUCAGCCAGUCGCUCUCGAUAGUCCAGUUAUCCCGUCAUUUAACAGCCCAACCCAUCCAAUCCAUGGUCUCUGCCGCCUUGGGACAAACUCAAACCGAUGUACCGUACCUAUCCUGUUGAUGUGAAUGCACCUUCUGCAUGUCCAUCUGCCCACGGGGGAUUUAUUUGAUUUGAUACAUUCCAAUUCUGUAUAACCACUUAUCAACCCCUUUUCCCCAUCCUCUUCCUUUUACUUUAUCCUCUCUCCUCUGUCCUACUCUUCAAAUCUGGGAUUACCCUGCCCUCUACUCCCGGUUUUUCCUCACCGACAAAUCCACCGCCUCCAACAAGCUUAGCUUUUCCACCUUCACCUGUUUUCCCCUCCAGCUCCAGCUCCCUCCCAGACAGACCCUUUUUUUUCUCGUCCAUUUCCAUCAAGUGGACCGAACUCUCUGUUCCCCGGCGCCACCGCCUAGAAACUACCUUACGUGCUCCGUCUCUCGAGCCACAGCGAGCUAGUCCCCUGCAAUUGAACCCCCGGAGGCCGCUGUACCGCAAGCUCUGGGCUACCUCUUUCAGUGGUUAUACCGGUACAAAGCAAGGAACCUGACCGACCUCAUAUUUUUUUCGGAUUACCCAUUUCUCAUCUUUGUGUCCCCCCCCCGCCCACUUUUUGAUCUCUCAAACUCACCCCCACUGCGGAUCAACCUCAGCUCAUCCAUUCCCACCGCGGGACCGGGAAAGCGUGAAUCAUUUAUUCCAUCGCGCUCCCUAUUUCUUGUAAAGGGGAUCCUAGUCCUUGAUCGGAUCGUAUCCUUCAAGAACGGGCUGGGCGUUGUUCGUGCUUGCCCUUGUCCUUGUAUCUACCUUACCUACCUCGUCAACUUCGUUGCGGUCUGAGUCUGUCGCAUUGGCAAGCAUCAGCUCCUUAUAUUGUCCUGUCUUGUCUGUCUGUCUCAUUACGAACCAGAGAUAGACAUUCCGACAGACAAAUAGAGAGAGCUGGCCUCCUCCCUUCGACAUAUAUCCCGCGCAUCUGCAGCUCUUGCUCUCACCUCGUCGCAGCUUUGCGACUUAGAGCAGGACUACGAAACCUACACCGCUGCCCAACAUGGCGCUCGAACAGACAAUCACCAUUGUUAACAACUCCGGCAAGAUUAUCAAGACCGGCAAGCAGCUCUUUUCCAUCUUCAAGGAAGCUCAGGGCAACUACAAAGACAAGAAGGCCGAGAUUAAAGCCCAGCAGGGUGUGCAGCGCUCUCAAUCCUUCGACGUCAAUGCUCAACCUCAAGCCUUUCCUCAACAGCAAAUGUACAUUGACGAUGACCGCUCCCGAUAUUAUCCUCCUCGCGCCGGCGACCAGCGCAGCGAAGCUGGCUCGCAACGCAGUCGCCGAUCGCGAAGCGUCCACUCGCGACACCCCCGAGAGGAUUUUGCCAGCCGCCGUGCGCUGACUCUUGACAACCUCGAGAGACACACCGAAAUUUCCGCCACAGCUCCCAGCAAAGCUCCCACCCGAACUGUAUACAAGGAGAUCCCCAUGGAGCUUGCCAUGCCCCAGCGCGCCAUGGCUCCCUCUGCCUACGGCGCUGGCCCUAUGGUCCCCCGAAACCGAUCGACCGGAGAACUAGUACAGAUGAGGCCGCGCAAGGAAAUCGACAUGGACCUCGCGUAUGGAAGCGUUCCUCCCGAUCUGAAGGACCGCACCGAUCUGGACCCGCAAUACGUCGAUGAGAAGCAGGCCAUGGGUCUUGUUCACCGCGUCGAGGGACUCUUAACCGAAGCCAAAUGUAUCCACCAUUCGGCUACAACCACAAUGGCCGAGCUCCAGAAGAACCCAGACCACGCGGCGGCCGUUGCGCUCUCGCUUGCUGAGUUGUCAAAGAUGGUCAAGAAGACAUCGCCCGCUUUUCUGGGUCUUCUCAAGAGUGGAUCGCCAGCUGUCUUUUCUCUCUUAUCGUCCCCGCAAUUCUUGAUUGGCACAAGUAUCGCUGCUGGUGUCACGGUCAUCUGCUUUGGAGGAUGGAAGAUCUUCCAGAGAAUGAAGGAAGAGAAGGCGGCGCGGGAGGCCUUAGCUUAUGACGGUGUUCCUAUGGACCGACCUGCACCUCUGCGAACCCAGAGCGAGUACGGUGUUGAGUAUGGCCCAGGUGUUGACGAGGCUCUCAUCCUUGAUGACGACUUGAGUUCAAUUGAGACUUGGAGAAGAGGCAUUGUGCCAUAUGGAGAGGAUGAGAGUGAGGUCGACAUGGAGCUUAUCACACCCUUGGCCGACAGGGAGACAAGAAGUCGCUAUGGAGGAGACGAUUUCGACACAAAGUCCCGUCGAAGCACAAGAACAAGUAAAACACAUGAGAGUUCCCGAAGUCACAAGACUCACCGAACAGACGACAGCCGCCGUAGCCAUCGCAGUCACAGGAGUCGUCGUGAUGAUGACGACAGGAGUACCCGACGUGAGGAUUACGCAGAGAGCAUCGCCGACAGUGAGCGUAGCCAUCGCUCAUCAAGGAGUAAGCGUUCCGAGAGGAUCGAGACGAGGUCAAUCGACAGCCGAAGCAGCCGACGAGACGACGAAUCACAAGUCACUGUACGACCCAAGGUCAACCGCAACAACAGCAACAUGCUCAAGGCCCUCUUCAAGAACAAGGAGAAGAAGGAGCGCUCACUCGUCAUGGCAUAACGAUCUCGCGGGAUUUAAUACCCCCUCAUAUUACACAUUUCCAUUUCAUCUCUUUUUGCAUAUUACCCUGGCGCAUUUUAAAGACCGGUGGAUGCCAACAUCUACGGUAGACGAGACAAAGAUUUACAUUACAUUACGGAUAUUUUCCUCUUUUCAAGUACAGAUCAUGGAUGGGCGAAGAAGAAUGCCCUUCCCACCAGCGAUUUAUUCCCUUUCGUUUUUUUUGGUUGUUUUUCUUUUCUUUUUUAUUUAUGAAUACUAUGAAAGAUGCUCUUGCACACGCUUGAGUGGAGGUGGAAUUAUUGCAUGACGCACGGAAGACAGAUGACGGAGCUGUUUGCAUUGGGUUGGGAUUUUGGGAAGAGUUGUUUGUAUUUAGGUAGCCCUGAGGGGUUGUAUAUCAAUACAUGAGAAGCCGAUGCUUCUUAUUUGGAUUGUUAAA